This is a messenger RNA of Dunckerocampus dactyliophorus (ringed pipefish), 5902 nucleotides long. Its product is annotated as sodium- and chloride-dependent GABA transporter 2-like. The transcript has 15 exons. Lineage: Eukaryota; Metazoa; Chordata; Actinopteri; Syngnathiformes; Syngnathidae. Gene Ontology annotation, cellular component: membrane. The record is from RefSeq and is a predicted model, not a curated record. The coding region runs from base 84 to 1904 and encodes 606 amino acids. Gene Ontology annotation, biological process: sodium ion transmembrane transport.
CUCGGAGUAGGGGGAGGUGAGGCUGUGAACACAGCCACAGGACGCACACAGUCUGUACGUUUGCGUCUCUGCCUGAACCAGUGAUGACUGACAGCAAAGUCCAACAAGGAGGCGCACUCAAGCAGACGCUAAUCUACAAAGAUGGCCUGCAUGCCAGGGGCCAGUGGGCUAGCAAGGCUGAGUUCCUUCUGGCCGUGGCGGGGCAGAUCAUCGGCCUGGGCAAUGUGUGGAGGUUCCCUUACUUGUGCUACAAGAACGGAGGAGGUGUGUUCUUUGUACCUUACCUUUUGUUCCUGGUGCUAUGUGGCAUCCCACUGUUCCUCCUGGAGACUUCACUGGGCCAGUACACCAGCUUGGGAGGGGUCAGUGCCUGGAGAUCAGUGUGUCCAUUAUUUGGAGGUCUCGGCUAUGCCAGUCAGGUGAUGAUCCUGCAUGGAUGUGUGUACUACAUCGUCAUUCUGGCCUGGGCUCUCUUCUACCUGUCAUACAGCUUUCACGCAGAGCUGCCUUGGUCGCACUGUAACAACUCGUGGAACACUGAGGCGUGUUUCCUGUUUGACUAUCGCAACCACACCGGCAAUGUGAGCAGCCUGCCUGAGAAUGCCACUUCCCCUGUGAUAGAGUUUUGGGAGAGAGAGGUGCUCCACCUGUCCAAUAGCUUAGACCAGCUCGGUCCAAUUAAUUGGAAGCUAGCGGUGUGUCUCGGCGUUGUCUGGCUCGUUUGUUACUUCUGUGUGUGGAAGGGCGUCAAAUCCACAGGGAAGGUGGUGUACCUCACAGCCACCUUUCCAUAUGUGAUGCUGUUUGUGCUUCUGGUGCGUGGUGCCACCCUCCCUGGAGCAGCCCAGGGCAUCAUCUACUACCUCAAACCCAACCACACUCGCUUGGCAGACCCAGAGGUAUGGAUGGAUGCAGGUACCCAGAUAUUUUUCUCUUAUGGAAUCUGUUUGGGGAGUCUCACAGCGCUCGGCAGUUACAACAAAUACAACAAUGAUUGUUAUAAGGACUCUUUCCUUUUGUGCCUCUUGAACAGUAGCACCAGUUUCCUGGCAGGGUUCGCCAUCUUCUCAGUACUGGGCUUCAUGGCAAAGGAGCAAGGCGUGGAUAUCGCCACUGUGGCUCAAUCGGGUCCUGGCCUUGCCUUUAUCGCUUUCCCCAGAGCUGUAGCAAUGAUGCCUCUUCCACAACUCUGGGCCGUCUGCUUCUUCCUCAUGAUCAUCAUGCUGGGACUGGACACACAAUUUGUGAGUCUGGAGGCGUUGAUGACGUCUGUGACCGACUUGUACCCCCAUCUGAUCAGACGUGGACACCGGCGGGAGCUGCUGCUGCUGUUUGUCUGCGUCGUCUGCUUCCUGAUUGGACUGGUCAUGGUCACGCCGGGUGGUCUGUAUGUGUUCCAGAUAUAUGAUCAUUUCUCCUGCAGUGGAGCCAGCCUGCUGCUUCUCUCCAUCUUCCAGUCUAUUGCAAUUGGCUGGGUCUAUGGUGCUGAGCGUUUCAGUUCCAACAUCAGGGACAUGACGGGCCACGACCCCCUGCUUCUCUUCAAGCUGUGCUGGAAAUACCUGACGCCAGCCGUGUGCACUGCCACCUUCCUGUUCUCCCUGGUGUGUUGGUCUCCACUGAGCUUCGGGAACGGCCUCGUUGCUCCAGGUUGGGCAACGGCGCUCGGCUGGCUCCUCACCCUCUCCUCCGUGUCUCUGCUCCCUGUCUGGGCCAUCUACGCUCUCGCCGUGACGCCCGGCACCCUCGCGCAGCGCUUUCAACGUCUGUGCAACCCCACCACGAACUCGCCACAGGUGUUCGAACACUUCUCCGGCAUCUCGACCGCCUACAGCCCUGCACUUAAGCUCACCGAGAAGCCAAAGGACGCAAUCAGCGACGUCAUCCAGGACUACGUGGCUUAGUGGCGUUCCAGGAUGCGCAUGCAGGUGUGAUGAAAGAGAGGUUGGAUCCUCAAGCACCGCGUCCACCAAGCAUUACAGUUAGUUUCACUUUGGAAUUGCAUAACCAUUAUUGUUUGUUCGUCAUGACGCAUUGACUUUGUCAAAAAUGAGGGUAGCAAAAUACGUGAUGGUGCACUCAUCAUGUGCUGUCUCUUAAUUAGACCACAUGCAUGUGGGGAAACAGCAAAACCAUCCAUUUCAUAAAAUUCGGGAUGCUCCGAUCAGGGUUUUAUGCUGCCGAUUCCGUCGGCUGACUGAGAUCAGCCGAUACCAAUCACCUGGAUUCACUUUUUAUUUGUUUAUGAUGAGUGGUAUUGGCCAGGGGCGCCAUAUGCGGGGGAAAGUUGGGAAAAUUCCAAGUCAGGGGCCCCCAAAAAAAGGUAAUUAUUAAAAAUAAAGUACAGUAGUACCUCGCAUAACGUAAACCUCCUUUUACGUAAAUUCCACUGAACGUAAAGAAUUUAUGUAAAGUUUUUGCAUCGUAUUACGUAAGAAAUUCCAUAUAACGCAAAGCGUCAAGUCGGUGCAAGUUCAGAAAUUAGAUUUGAAUAGCUCGCGCGACAGAGAGAGAGAAACAUUUUCGAUGACUAACAGAGUACACUUGGUGACACCUUCUGACUCUUCACGCUCUCAUUGGCUGAUUAUCGGGGCACCGCCUUCCCUCUCAUCUCAUUGGCUGAUUAUCGGGGCACCACCUUCACUCUCAUCUCAUUGGCUGAUUAUCGGGGCACCGCCUUCGCUCUCAUCUCAUUGGCUGAUUAUGGGGGCACCACCUUCACUCUCAUCUCAUUGGCUGAUUAUUGGGGCACCGCCUAUGCUCUCAUCUCAUUGGCUGAUUUAUCCAGCACGUACAUGAGUUUGUGUGAGAGACAGGCUUCUCCCUUCAACCUCCCUUCCUCUUUGUAGUCGCCCUUAAACUAGUUGAUUGUUUUUGUUUUUCAGUUUUAUUCAUUUACAGUAAUCCUUUUUAUUACCUUAUUUUAUAUUGGAAUGUUACUCUACUAUGUUUAUGCUAACGUUUUCUUAUAUUUUCCCACCAUAUUUGGUGGACUUUGAAUAUUUUGAAGGGCCAAUGGGGUGAGUUUGGGAAGAUCUUGGAAGGGAUUAGGCUAUUUACAUGUCUUUUACGCUUGGUAUAACAUAAAAACUCUAUAACGUAAACGUUCUCUGAACGGAUUAUUUACAUCAUUUACGUUAAAUAUAUAUAUUUUUUUUUAACGGGGCCCACAAUUCUGCCUGCACCGGUGCUAUUGGAUAUGUGAUCUGAAAAAAGCAACCAUAAAAUGACUUUAAUUUCGACAAAACCAUAUUUUACUUACUUUUUGAAGAGAGCGUACAUCACUCGUGGAACUUACAGAGGAAAAGACAACGCCGUUAAAGCGAUAGUUCGGAUUUUUUCAUAUGAAGUUGUAUUACAUCCCCAUCAACAGCGACUUUUCCCCCCACCGAAUAAAAUCAGACCUCACAAAUCGCUCCGUGUUAUAUUUGUCUCCCGCCAUCUCCCUGCGCACUGUCGCCUCUCCAUUCUUGUGCUCGCAUGUUCUUCUGCUGUGGAACACACACGUCAACAAGAUGGCCUUACUCUUUACUUGUGUAACCCCAGCGACUACAUGGAACGACGUCCUACAUCACCAAAAUCCAACUUCAUGUCAAAAAAUCCAAUCUGUGCUCCAAGUGAGAGAGCAGUCGGUGGAAACCGGUGUCGUCCACCGCCGAGAAAGGCUGGUCAUUUAGUUUGAUGAAUUCAUUCAUUUUUUGGAUGAUUUGCUUAGCCUUCUGACUGUCACGCACACAUACAGGCGAGCGUUGACCAUGUUAGCUGUCGUGAGCUGCACCGUGGGCCUCGAAAACUCUUCAUACUCCGUCAAGUGCUUGUUCUUCAGAUGCCUCAUUAAAUUCAAGCUUUCGCGGCAUGUGUUGCAGGAAGCCAAGUUUUUAAGUUCCACACGCCUGCGCAGUGUGAAGGAAAGGGGGGAGGGGACACUACACUGCACCCAAGAGUCGGCACAUGCCGAUCCUAUCCACGGAAAUCGGCCGUGGAAAUCUGUGGCCAAUCGAUGGGAGCAUCCCUACAUAAAAUAUCUGGGAUUACAAUGGAGAGGGCAUUCAAAGUGUGUAAUGAUAUUGUCAGCACGCAUCACUGUACCGUGUAUCGUGUUUUCCUGCUGCACACAGCCAGAUGCGGUAAUCACCACAACCAGAUCAGGUUUUUCCAAGGUCAACUGAAUUGUAGCGCUUGGUGGACACUUGGCUAAGGACUUUGCACAAAGGCCCCUGAUUAUCAAGGGAUGUAAGAAAAAACACCUCUAUAUAUACCUCUAUAUGAUAAAAAACAGACCAAUAAAAUAUAAGGAUAUAUUUAUAGAAAAUGUGAAUAUAUGCAUCAAUUUACUACUUAUGUGGCUUAUUUUUUUACAACUUUAGGCGUGAAGGAUGUCAUUGUACUGCCAACAAAUGAAUGUGCCGUUACUGCUUGCUUCUGUCUGCUUCCUCAAGGUCAGAAGGGAAAGCCUUGAUUUGGGGACUCCCAUUACAGCUUUAAGCGCCCAGCCACCCUGUGAGCAGCUAACACUCCUUUCCGUGCAAUUUCAUUGAAGCCACAGGACAGUUAGUCACAUUACCAAACCGUUCUUUUGGGGCUCAGCACCGUCGUCGAGCCUUUUUAUCUCUGAGAAACGGGGCUAAUGUUGGUCUGUUGUCCCUUUGGACACCAUGCAACAUGUUUUGUAAUCUUCAUUUAGUUAGUUAUGCCUGCAUAGGGUGGUUUACAUGCCUUACACCAGGGGUCUCAAACUCAAUUUCACCGGGGGCCACUGGAGGUAGAGUCUCGGUGAGGCUGGGCCGCAUCAAGUAUUGGGAGUAGGGCUGGGAAUCUCAGGGUACAACUCACAAUACAUGGCUCACAAUAGUGCUAAAGGGCCACCCCUCCCCCUGUCCAUGUGAUAACACCACUGUUAGUUCAGGGCCCCUGUAAGUAUGUAAGUAACACUGAGCUUGCCCGGAUGUUGCGGGCUGCAGUUACACUACUCUUUGAUGUCACAAAUGGCCCGCGGGCCGCGAGUUUGAGACCCCUGCCUUACACGGAACAAAUCAAGCUUUUGCGAGUUUUGCAUCAGCCCGUGGCGUUUUUUUGUUUCACUCAUCAAAAGAUAUCAUCCUGUGGAAAAUGCACAAGUUCUAUAUGCAGUUUCUGUAAAGGGUAGCGGCGUUUGCCUUGUUACCAAAUAAGUUCAUUUUUAAAUGUCAAGCACAGAAGCAUCAAUAUAACUGAAUCAGCAUUCAAAUAUUUUGUUUAUGUGUUUAUGUUUCUUAUGUUCUUAUUCUUUCAUUUGUUUUCUUUCUUUUCUUGGGAGAAUGAACAGAAUAAGAUUUUCAUUGCAUGGUAUAACUGCUGUUUUACUAUGCACAUGACAAUAAAACUCUCUUGAUCUUGAUCUCUUGAUCUUGAUCUUGAAAUAGGUGUGUGCACAAAAAACACUCCAUUUUCACUCUUUGUGAUCUCAUUUUUGCUGUAUUUCAAAAAAGGUUUUUACUCAACCUGAUCCUUACUGUGUACUGCUGUUUUCUAAUAGUUUUGACACUGCAAAAUCGCUGCUUUGACAAGAAUGUUGAAAUGGCUUUGACACGGCAGCACUCUGUGACUUGGCAUGUGAGAAUGUGAAAGGUUCACGUGAAUCUCUAUGAACAGGUCAUUUUUCUUGAGCCAUUGUGAUGAAGACAAACACGGUGACAUUUUACAACCCAAAACAGGGUGUUUUUUUUUUUUUGUAAUCAUUUUGACCAAGUCAAGUUCUGUAUUUUUCUAGUUUGUCUGAACAUGCGUUUGCAUACUUCAAAUUACAUCUGUCAGAGUGUGUUUUCUGUGUUUUAUCUUAUAAUGGGCCUCUUUUUCAGCUUGUGUCAUUGUCUACUUUUUAAAAUAAAUAUAUACAGUGUGGACAAAAGGGCGUGUGUCGGGU